Molecule: messenger RNA, 809 nt
Organism: Ruditapes philippinarum (Manila clam)
Lineage: Eukaryota; Metazoa; Mollusca; Bivalvia; Venerida; Veneridae
Exons: 3
Source: RefSeq, a predicted model, not a curated record
GUAAAUUAUAGCCGAGGUGAGUCGAACAUUUUAAACUGUGGUAUUUGUGCGUAUGUGCCAUUUUAUUUACGGUGUAGAUAAUUCACGUAUCAGACUCAGAGUCAUUGAGAGGAUGGCAAAUUUAGAUGAAGAGAGGUAUUUGAGAAAUCUAUUGCUGCUUGGCAAAGGAACUUCAUUUGUGUUAAAGAGCCUUGUAGUGCAAGAAGUAAGUAGAUCCGGAAAAACCUUAGAGAACCUGCUUCUUAAUAACAGAAAAUUAUUCAAUGGCAUAUUCAAAGAACAACGAGACAUUCUUUACCCAGCGCCUUUGACAGCAAAUGCAGAUUUAACGACUUGGGAUCUAUCGCUCCUUCUGCUUGUCGUGAAGAAAUUAUUCUACCCAGCACUACCACCAGUUAUUGCAUCACAGAUAGCGGCAUUAAAGGUCUUUAGAAAUUCUAUCCAAGGACAUCCUCGUAGGAUGUCAAUGGACGAGACAGAAUUUUUAUCAAGUCAGAGACAUUUACAAGGACAUUUGCGAACAAUUGCAGGAUAUGUCAACCAAUCUCGUCAAAUUGACGACAUUAUCACACAAACGGCAACAGGCAAUAUUGACAUUGAAUCCGUAUUUCGAUAUGUCAAAGAAACUCACGCAUUCAGUACUAGUUUUAAACUUUUCAUAGAAGGAAGGUUUAAACAACUCAACCCAAAACUAAUGUCUUUACAAAGUGAUGUGAAAAAUAUCAAAGGAUGCCAAGACAGGCUUUCUCAGACUGUUUCCAAAAUCCGAAACCAGUUGGUAUGGAAAACAAAAUAUGAGUUUACGAAAG